AUGUCGUCUUCUAUUACCAUCCCGAGUAGAACUGCAUAUGGGGAAAGCAGUAAGGCUGGCUCGGUAUCGUCUUAUUCGAGCUCACCACAAACACCACAAUCCUCCACAGAAAGAACAAAUGCGACACCUCCUGGCUCGUCAUCAUCGGUCUCCAAGCACGGUCAUGAUCGAAGGCCAAGUUUAUUAAGCUCGUCUCUCUCUAAGCAAGAACACACCGUUAUCAACAUUGGAGAUCCGGAUGGAGUGCCACGUUUGAUUACCUGCGUUAGGUCAUCUCAAGGCUUUGACUGGAAUCCAGAGAUCUUCCUUCCCUCCUACGUCGAAUGCGACUUCGAAUCCCUCGAACGAAAGCGUGAUCCUGUACAUGAAAUUACACUUAGCGACGAGGAGAUAAAAAAGAUGUUCCCGCAGUAA
Molecule: messenger RNA, 414 nt
Organism: Glarea lozoyensis ATCC 20868
Lineage: Eukaryota; Fungi; Ascomycota; Leotiomycetes; Helotiales; Helotiaceae
Exons: 4
Coding region: 1-414 (137 amino acids)
Source: RefSeq, a predicted model, not a curated record